Prorocentrum cordatum is the source of this 2187-nucleotide messenger RNA. Lineage: Eukaryota; Dinophyceae; Prorocentrales; Prorocentraceae. The record is from the annotation of a GenBank genome assembly.
AUGGGCCGCCAAGUAUCCGAGCCGGCGCGCUCCGGUGCCCAGCCGUGUGCCCCGGAGGCCGUGGGUUAUAGGCGGAAGGGGGCCUGGGGCGGCACGCGGAGCGGGGCGGAGCGCAGCUGCACCGACCCCGGCUGGCUGCUCGCCUUCGCGGUCGCGCUGGGCGGCCUCGGUGGCGCCGCGAUCUACGCGAACGGCCACGGGAACAUCGACCGGCUGCGCCGCCUGCCGAACGGAGAUGGCCUCCUCUGCGGCAUGGAGGGCCGGGGGCAGUUCGUUUUCUUCUGCCGCGAGCCAGGCGGUGGUUCCGUCGAGGCCACUUGGAACGAUUCGGACCCAGACGGAUCUGCAGCAACUUUGGCCCGUCCGCUGGACGGGGCCGACAACACCUCGGAGCGGCUAGUUGGCGAUCGCCACCUGGGAACCAAGGCAGACCCAGAACCUCGGCUCCGGAGACUCGCGCCACGACCCCAUCUCGGUGCCGAGUUCGAGGUCCCGGGGGACUUCGAGGCCGCCUGCGCGGGCACGGAGGGCGGGGCGGCGGAGCGAGCCGAGCCCGGCGCGGUCGACCAGGAGGUCCCAUCCUGGAGUGGCGAGGCAGACAAGCUGUCAAGCUAUCGCUUCGAGGUGGCGAUGCUCGUGACGAGCGUCCGGCUGAGCCAUCGUCACACCCUGUGGGAGGUCUUCGGUUAUGUGCUGGAGAAGCUAGACUACACGAGCCUCCACGACACAGGCCCGCUGGCGGAGGUGUUUUCCUUGGACUGGGCCGCCAGGUUCGAGAAGCAGGAAGGACAGCUACAAACGUUGCCCACGCGCUUCCCGGCAGAGGCCUCGGCAGAGCUGGACGGCAAGACGAAGCGCGAGCGGGCCAUGUUCGAGGACGGCGCCGAGGACGACGAGUACGAGACUGGUGGAGAAGCCGACGAGAUCUACGGGAUGGUCGAGCAGCUUAUCAAAUUCGCUGAGGAGGACGACGACGAGGAUGAGCCGGCCGACCUAGACGCGGACAGCGAGGUGUUCGCUCAGUUUCGCCAGGCUGGAAGGCCUUCCGCGAGCUUCUACAGGGACGAGCCGCGCGCGAAUGCGAACCCGUCAGCAGGGCACCUGCACCCUACGGUCGCGACGCGGUGCGCAUUAUUCUGGAUUGUGGAAGAUGGAAUCUGGUUUUUGAAGCCACCGCACGUUGAGCUGCUCGCGGCCGAGGGGUUCGCGGAAGUCGAGGUCGAGACUUUCGAGGGCGGCGCGGUGCCCGUAUUCGUGAGCGCUGCCGGCGUGAAGGGCGCCUUCCACAGGUUGACUAUGCCAGAGUGGCUCUCGCGAUAUUUUGGCUUGCCCGAUGCGCUGGCCGAGGGCGUCGGCGUGGUCGGCCAGGUGAUCGACGGGGCCGUCGCCGUUGCAGGAGAUGCGAUCGCGCCGUUGGCGCGGGCGCUUCCCGCGUGGUUCACCUGGGGUCUUUUCUUCUGCCAGUGGAUGCGCGGGAGUCUUUGCCGGCGGGUGCACGCGCUCUUCGCCUCGGAGCCGCUGAGGGACCGCGGUCGGUCUGCCGUUCUCGUCCUGGGUGACGCUCUGCACGAGCCCAGGCGCUACGCGCGCGUGGACAACCUGGGGGUAGUGGGCGAUAGUCGCUCGGAGGUGGAGCACGCGCUCGCUGACAUGGCGCAGGUCUUCGAGAGCUUCGGCCUGCCGGCGCGUGGAGAAGAGGUGAGGGGCGACGCCGCGGAGGUCAUCCUGGGGCACUGCGCCUCCUACGGCCUGGUGCGGCGACCCGUCUCAUCGUGCUUCCAUUCGGUGUGCACAUUCAUCGGCUUGGCAGCCGUUGCGGCCGUCCGUGAGGGGCGAGUUGCAGGCUUUUCUCGGGAUGAUGCUUUCUUGUUCUCGGACUGGUGGCCGAGAUGGAAUCGACUGGCGAGCGCCCGUGACGCCUCGGAGUGGGGUCUCGGGGUCUCCACCAGCCUCGCGAGCGAUGCAGAGGUGGAGGCUGCUGGCCGCACUCGCGAGAGCGACCGCUUCCGUUGCGUCCGCGGCGACGGCUGCUUAGUUCGGGAGCUCGCAGGGCUGCCGCCGCUGGCCGGGGAGGGGCUUCCAGGAGAAGAUUUCGACGGGCUGGAGACCGCGCUGGCCUCCGGCGAAAACGAGGUCAACUUAGGCUUCUCCGAGGUGGCCUCGGCUUGGCUGGCGCAUGGCCGCUAG